AUGAAAUAUGAAAUAAACGGAAAUCAAAUUCAAAAACUCGUCAAUCCGGGUAUAUCGACCACAUUAAAAGGAUAUUGCUCGUACAAUAAAACAAAUAUUUCUUCACACCAAAACGCUGCCUGGGACAAUGAUUUAAAAAAUGUUAAUAAAGAUUUUAUUGAUAGCGGUAAUUUUAACGGAUGUAUUAAUCUUAAACAUUUGUUUGGUUUUUGUGAAGAUUAUAAGCGAAUUUUAAUAAACUGUAACCAGCAACUCAUAUUAAAUAGAGCGUCGAUCGAUUUAAAUGCAAUCAAACAGUAUAAAAAUAAUGAAGUUGUGGCAGACGCUCCUAAACUAAAAGACGUUAAAAUAAACAUAACAAAAAUAUUGUGGCGGAUGCCUAUAGUGAGAGUUAGCGAUAGAGAAAAAAUUCGAUUGUUGAAAGUAGUCAACAGUCAAAAACCCCUGACAUGUGCAUUUAGAUCGUGGGAACUGUGUGAAUAUCCAUUUUUACCUCAAAACACUUCGCAUUCGUGGAAAGUAAAGACAUCGAACAAAUUAGAAAAACCUAUGAUAUACCUAACUGGAUACACACUGAUCGAGCAGCCACAUGGGUAA
Messenger RNA from Acyrthosiphon pisum (pea aphid), 597 nucleotides. RefSeq lists its product as uncharacterized. The record is from RefSeq and is a predicted model, not a curated record. NCBI's taxonomy places the organism in Eukaryota, Metazoa, Arthropoda, Insecta, Hemiptera, Aphididae. Bases 1 to 597 code for a protein of 198 amino acids. The transcript has a single exon.